This is a messenger RNA of Cavia porcellus (domestic guinea pig), 1426 nucleotides long. RefSeq names its product glutathione peroxidase 6. The record is from RefSeq and is a predicted model, not a curated record. Gene Ontology annotation, molecular function: glutathione peroxidase activity. Lineage: Eukaryota; Metazoa; Chordata; Mammalia; Rodentia; Caviidae. The transcript is spliced from 5 exons. Gene Ontology annotation, biological process: response to oxidative stress.
UGCCUGCGGGGCCCUUAAGGGCAGUGCCGCCUGCGCCCAGCCCUGUGCAGCCCCAGUCCCAGCCCAACCCCAGCCAUGCACGCUCUGCUGCGCGCCGCGGGGCUCGGCUUCCUCCCGCUGCUCCUGCUGAGCCUCGCUCAGGACACCCCGGAGGCGCAGAGGAUGAAGACGGACUGCAACAAAACCGUGCCAGGCACCAUCUAUGAGUACGGAGCACUGACCCUCCUGGGUGAGGAGUACAUCCAGUUCAAGCAGUUCGCGGGCAAGCACGUCCUCUUCGUCAACGUGGCCACCUACUGAGGCCUGACCGCGCAGUACCCAGAACUGAAUGCACUGCAGGAUGAGCUGCGCAGCUUCGGUGUUGUCUUAUUGGGCUUCCCCUGUAACCAGUUUGGAAGACAAGAACCAGGAAAGAACUCAGAGAUCCUCUCCGGGCUCAAGUACGUGCGUCCAGGGGGAGGAUUCGUCCCCAAUUUCCAGCUCUUCGAGAAAGGGGAUGUGAAUGGAGAAAAAGAACAGAAGGUCUUCACCUUCUUGAAGAACUCCUGCCCUCCAACCUCUGAGCUUUUGGGGUCUCCACGCCUGCUCUUCUGGGACCCCAUCCGAGUCCAUGACAUCCGAUGGAACUUUGAGAAGUUCCUGGUGGGGCCGGAUGGAGUCCCUGUCAUGCGCUGGUUCCACAAGGCUCCGGUCAGUGUGGUGAAGUCCGACAUCUUGGAGUACCUGAAGCAGUUCGAAGCCCAGUAGGGGGAGUGGCUCCCCCUCCCCACCUCAGGCACAGCAUAAUAACAAGGGCUCUGUCCUUCCAGCCAGUCCUGUCCUGUCACCUGUCAUCAGUGCCUCUGCACUCACAUGUGAGCCCCUCGAGUGUGUCUGGAUGGAUGUGUAAGGGUGCGUGUGUGUGUGUGUGUGUGUGCCUGCGUGCAUGGGUUUGAGGAUUAAGGGAACUAAACUUACCUACCAAAAUCUCUGACCCUGAGAUACCAAGUUUCUCCCAAUUCAGGAGAAAAUCACAGUUCAGCAUGACUCAGACUUCCCGGUGUCUCUGAAGAGUCACCUCAAGUUCUGACAGGGAUCCCACCAAGUCCUGGCAGCCAAGACAGCAGAGCCGCCCAGGCUCUCUGGCCACAGCCUCCCCCAGCACAGCACCCCUCGAUCUUCCCCUCCGGCCUGCACCCCGUAGGACUCUUAGGCGAGCAGAAGCCUCCCUAGAAGGAAGGGUGUCUCCAUGAUGGUGGGUCCCAAAAGCCCUGGAUCGGACCCUACCAGAACCUUCCCUGGUGCCUGUCCUUUGUGCAUUCGGGUCACGGCGCCCAGGCAGGGAUGUCCCUUCACUCUGAACGGUAGACUUUCUCCUCACCCCGAGUCCCCUCAGCUUUAAACUCAUUCUGUCACUGCCUCAAAUUAAAAAAAACUUCUGCAGCAA